This is a messenger RNA of Baudoinia panamericana UAMH 10762, 1344 nucleotides long. RefSeq lists its product as uncharacterized. The record is from RefSeq and is a predicted model, not a curated record. The coding region runs from base 1 to 1344 and encodes 447 amino acids. The transcript is spliced from 3 exons. NCBI's taxonomy places the organism in Eukaryota, Fungi, Ascomycota, Dothideomycetes, Mycosphaerellales, Teratosphaeriaceae.
AUGUCUACCGCAGCGUUUCGAGUUCAUGAGCACACCAUCCCGUCUGCGCAUAUUAGAGGGUAUCCCCGUGCCACCAUCGAUGACCAGGAAGAAGUGCUGCACCUUGCUGUAAAGCAGUACACUCCAAGGCAUGCAUUCAAGUGCAAGCACCAGGUGACGGUGAUCGGUGCGCAUGCCAAUGGCUUUCCCAAGGAGCUCUACGAGCCGUUAUGGGACGAACUGUACGAACGCUUGAAGGCGAAGGACAUUUCUAUCAGCAGCAUCUGGAUUGCGGAUGUCGCUCACCAAGGCGCAUCCGGCGUGCUGAAUGAGAAGAAGCUAGGCAAUGAUCCCUCGUGGAUGGAUCAUCCGCGCGAUCUUUUUCUGAUGGUGAACCACUUCCGACAACACAUGCGACGCCCAAUCAUUGGCGUCGGCCACAGUAUGGGCGGCAACAACCUCGUAAAUCUGUCUCUCAUUCACCCUCGCCUCUUCACGACUCUCAUCCUCAUAGAUCCGGUAAUUCAGCGUCUCCCUUCAGUCAUGGGUAACUUCGGCCCAGCACGGGCUUCUGCGAAUCGUAGGGACCGUUGGCCAAGCCGCAAAGCCGCAGAGACGUCGUUCAAGCGAUCGAAAUUCUACCAGCGAUGGGACCCUCGAGUGUUGGAUCUCUGGAUCAAGCAUGGCCUUCGCGAUCUACCUACCCACCUCUACCCGUUCGCCACAGCAGCCUCAUCGACUCCACCAACAAUCACCGCAGAUCCGAGCACAGCGACGGUACCGCCAGAGCCGAUGACGGAGAAGGAGGUCACAUUGACCACCACCAAGCAUCAGGAAGUGCUGCAAUUCUUACGCCUCAAUCUCCCCACCGCAGAAUAUCCAGACCCUACAACAGAAUCAAACCCAAUUACUCACCCAGACGUGGCUUUAUCAACCCCGCCAGUUACGCCCAUGUACCGCCCGGAGCCGCUCGAAACCUUUACAAAGCUGCCUUUCCUACGGCCGAGUGUCUUCUACGUCUUUGGCGACGAGUCGCACCUAUCCGCGCCGAUCAUGAAAGCCGACAAGCUCGCGCAGACCGGCAUCGGUGUUGGCGGCUCCGGCGGCGUGAAGAAGGGUCGAGUCAGCGAAGUCACACUUCAUGGCGUUGGCCAUCUGAUUCCGAUGGAAGAAGUCGGCAAGACCGCUGACGCAUGUGCUGCAUGGCUGGAGCCAGAACUCGAGCGGUGGCGAGCCAUAGAGGAUGCAGACCGUGCGCAGUGGCUCAAAGUUCCGGUCGCGCAGCGAAGCCAGAUGAGCGAAGAGUAUGUCAAUGCGAUCAAUGGCAUUCAAAUUCCGGGCAUGCCAAAUAAGCCCAAAUUGUAG